CUCUCUCUCUCUCUUUUAAAUUCUUUUUUUCCACAUCUUCGUUCCCUUUUUCACGCCAGAUUUCAAAACCAUCUUCAACAAUUUGCCGCCAUUUCCUUCCAUUCGUGAAACUCCACUCCAACACACACCUACAACCCAUCUUCCCCUUUUCUUUUGCCUCUCUCUCUUUCUGUUUCGAUUUUCAUUUCAGAUUACAGCAAACGAUCUAACGGACGAAAAAAAGAUUCAACAUCUUCCAAUGGACUGUCUGGAUUUGGCUGGUUGCUAAGAUCAGCUUUCGAUAAGGGAUCGACAUUAAGGCCUGGGAGCCGCGCAGUUGAAUCCAGCCAUGUCGGAUAUUAGGAAAUGGUUCAUGAAACAAAAUGACAAGGGCAAUGCAAAUGCAACAAAGCCCACGAAACCUGCUGCAACCACCUCAUCGCCUGAGAAACCGUCCCCUCCUGUGGCACAAUCCGGCAAAGCUACACAUGGAGUUAAAGAAAGUGCGGGAAGAAGGAAAACUAGCAAGUAUUUUGCUUCUACAGAAUCCACUGCUAAACAAAAACCAAAAGAUGACAGGAAAGUUGAGAAAUCUCCAGUUAAAAGGAAGAAUCAGAAAAGCAGUGAGGAAUUAGAUGAUAUUGUGACACCCCCAUCUGCAAAAAAACUACAUAAAAGUAAUGGUGAUGAUGACUUUGUGUUGCCCAACGAGAAGAAGAAACCGGCUGAGGUCAGCCCUGCCAAGAAACUGAAGAGUGGGUCGGGUACAGGAGUUGUUCAGAAGUCUGUAGCUGUGGAUGGAGAUGACAAGGACUCUCUUGUUGAUAAAGCUGUUACAUCUCCUCUUAAAGCUCGUGGCAGGGGUGGGGGUGGGGGUGGAAGAGGAACAGGAGCAGCACCAGCAGCUGGAAGAGGGAGAGGGGGUGGAAGAGGUGGAUUCAUGAAUUUUGGUGAAAGGAAAGAUCCUCCUCACAAGGGAGAAAAGGAAGUACCAGAGGGUGCCCCUGAUUGUUUAGCUGGCCUGACAUUUGUGAUAAGUGGAACACUUGACAGUUUGGAAAGGGAGGAAGCAGAAGACUUAAUUAAACGCCAUGGUGGUCGCGUGACUGGAUCUGUCAGCAAAAAAACGAAUUUUCUUCUUGCUGAUGAAGAUAUUGGGGGACGGAAAUCUUCAAAAGCCAAGGAGCUGGGAACCCAAAUUUUGACUGAGGAUGGACUGUUUGAUAUGAUUCGCAAAUCAAAGCCUGCAAAAACAUCUAUUGAGGAUGAAUCAAAGAAAAGAACCACAGAAAAUGCGAAGAUGUCACAGGCAAAGAGCAGCCCUGUGAAAGUAGAAGUGAAGGAUGAUCAAGUCGGCAAGUCGUUGAUUAGAAAAUGCGCAGCAAAAGGUUCGGACUCACAUGCCUUGCCUGCCAAACGGAAAGCCCAAGCCAAUAUCCAUGAUUCGUUGACAUGGACGGAAAAAUACAAACCAAAGGUUCCUAAUGACAUUAUCGGCAAUCAAUCAAUUGUUAAGCAGCUUCAUGACUGGUUGGCCCAUUGGAAUGAACAGUUCUUGCAUAAUGACAAGAAGGGAAAGGCAAAGAAGCAAAGUGAUGUUGGAUCCAAAAAAGCUGUGCUUCUGAGUGGAUCACCUGGUAUUGGGAAGAGUACUUCAGCAAAGUUGGUUAGCCAGAUGCUUGGCUUCCAGAUAAUAGAGGUUAAUGCUAGUGAUAACCGUGGAAAGGCUGACUCCAAAAUUGCUAAAGGAAUUGGUGGAAGUACAUCAAAUUCUAUAAAAGAACUCGUCAGCAACGAAGCUCUGAGUUCUAACAUGGACUGGUCAAAGCAUCCAAAAUCUGUGUUGAUUAUGGACGAGGUUGAUGGUAUGUCUGCUGGUGAUAGAGGUGGUGUGGCUGAUCUUAUUGCCAGUAUUAAGAUUUCCAAAAUUCCUAUCAUUUGUAUCUGUAAUGACCGGUACAGUCAGAAGCUGAAAAGUCUUGUCAACUACUGUUUGCUUCUCAACUUCAGGAAACCUACAAAACAGCAGAUGGCAAAGAGGUUGUUACAAGUUGCAAAAGCAGAAGACCUUCAAGCUAAUGAGGUUGCACUUGAGGAACUUGCAGAUAGGGUUAAUGGAGACAUGCGUAUGGCAUUAAACCAGUUGCAGUACAUGAGCCUCUCACUGUCAGUCAUCAAAUAUGAUGACAUAAGAGCGCGUCUCCUUACUAGUGCAAAGGAUGAAGAUAUUUCACCAUUUACAGCUGUUGACAAGCUAUUUCAGUUUAAUGCAGGGAAGUUGAGGAUGGAUGAGAGGAUUGAUUUGAGCAUGAGCGAUCCUGAUUUGGUCCCUCUAAUUGUUCAGGAAAAUUAUAUCAAUUAUCGGCCAAGUUCCACUGGUAAGGAUGACAAUGGACUCAAGCGAAUGAACUUGAUUGCCCGUGCUGCAGAGUCUAUAGGAGAUGGCGAUAUAAUCAAUGUACAGAUUAGAAGAUACCGACAGUGGCAACUAUCUCAAACUGGUUCAUUUGCAUCUUGCAUAAUUCCUGCUGCUUUGAUGCAUGGCCAAAGGGAGACCUUAGAACCGGGUGAACGCAAUUUUAAUAGAUUUGGCGGAUGGCUGGGGAAAAACUCAACAACGGGCAAGAAUUUGAGGCUUUUAGAGGAUUUGCAUGUGCAUGUUCUUGCUUCGCGUGAAUCUAAUUCAGACAGGCGGACACUGAGACUUGAUUUCUUCUCUCUUCUUUUGAAACGGUUAACGGAUCCUCUUCGGUCGCUGCCUAAGGAUGCUGCAGUUGAAAAAGUUGUGGAGUUCAUGGAUGCUUACUCUUUAAGUCAGGAGGACUUUGACACUAUUGUGGAGUUAUCCAAGUUCAAGGGGCAACCAAAUCCCUUAGAAGGCAUUCAGCCGGCAGUUAAGGCUGCAUUGACAAAAGCAUACAAGCAGGGCAGCAGUUCACGUUCUGUAAGGGCAGCGGAUUUAAUCACUCUUCCAGGUGUGAAAAAGGCUCCAAAGAAACGGAUUGCAGCGAUGUUAGAACCAGUGGAGAAUGGUUUACCAGAGGAAAACGAUGAUGCUUUGGCAGAAGGUGAUGAAGAGAACUCUUCAGAUACAGAAGAUCCAGAUGAAGAUAUUAAUGGUGAGCUGACGCCUCAGCUGGAUCUCCAGAGUAACAAGUCAAAAGGUAUUCAAGUGCAUCUGGACUUGAAAAACAGUGGGAGUACAAGUGCAAAGAAGACGCCGGCAAGCAAAUCUAGAGGUUCUAAGUCGGCAGAGAAGGCUGGGCGGGGUUCGGGACCCGCCAAGCGAAAGAGGUAAUCAGGACAUGUCAAAAUCGGCUUUGGGUAUGUUCUUCAAGUGCAGUGAAAGAGGCUUCUUGUUUUUCUGGGCCAUUUAUAACUCCGAGACUUUUAAUCUUUUGCUGUUUUCACAUCUUUUCUUUUCUUCUACUUGUUGAUGUUGUAUCUGAAUCAUGUUUUCAGUAGUUAACUCCUCUCACCUUUUGCAUGUAAUUUAAGAAG
Magnolia sinica is the source of this 3480-nucleotide messenger RNA. RefSeq names its product replication factor C subunit 1-like. The transcript is spliced from 22 exons. Gene Ontology annotation, cellular component: nucleus; DNA replication factor C complex. NCBI's taxonomy places the organism in Eukaryota, Viridiplantae, Streptophyta, Magnoliopsida, Magnoliales, Magnoliaceae. Gene Ontology annotation, biological process: DNA replication; DNA repair. Gene Ontology annotation, molecular function: ATP hydrolysis activity; DNA binding; ATP binding. The record is from RefSeq and is a predicted model, not a curated record. Bases 329 to 3277 code for a protein of 982 amino acids.